This is a messenger RNA of Boleophthalmus pectinirostris (great blue-spotted mudskipper), 3712 nucleotides long. RefSeq names its product intraflagellar transport 80 homolog (Chlamydomonas) (gene ift80). Gene Ontology annotation, cellular component: cilium; intraciliary transport particle B; centrosome. Gene Ontology annotation, molecular function: protein binding. Lineage: Eukaryota; Metazoa; Chordata; Actinopteri; Gobiiformes; Gobiidae. Gene Ontology annotation, biological process: cilium assembly. Bases 371 to 2290 code for a protein of 639 amino acids. The record is from RefSeq and is a predicted model, not a curated record. The transcript is spliced from 18 exons.
AGAACUUGUGAGUUGUGUUGGCUGGACUUCAGCAGAUGAAGUGUACUCCUGCAGUGAAGAUCACCAGAUUCUGAAGUGGAACCUGCUAACUAGUGAGACUAGUUUGGUUGCCAAGCUUCCAGAUGACUUUUAUCCGAUUGAACUCCACUGGUUUCCUAAAACUCUGGGCUCCAAGAAACAGAACCAAGCUGACAUAUUCGUUCUUACUAGUACUGAUGGAAAGUUCCACUUAGUUUCUAAAAGUGGGCUCAUUGAAAAGAGUGUAGAUGCACACAAUGGAGCUGUGCUAUCUGGAAGAUGGAACUAUGAUGGUAGUGCUCUAAUUACAGCUGGGGAGGAUGGCCAAAUCAAGAUUUGGUCCAGGAGUGGAAUGCUGCGAUCUACACUUGCUAGCCAAGGUUCAACAGUGUAUUCUGUUGCUUGGGGCCCUGACUCAGACAGAAUUCUGUACACAUCAGGAAGGCAACUCAUUAUUAAGCCAUUGCAGCCCAGUGCUAAAGUCAUACAGUGGAAAGCUCAUGAUGGCCUUAUUUUAAAAGUUGAUUGGAAUUCAAUCAAUGACUUGAUAAUAUCAGGGGGGGAAGAUUGUAAAUAUAAGGUGUGGGACAGCUUUGGUCGGUUGCUUUACACAUCAUCUCCCCAUGAUUACCCAGUCACCUCUUUGUCCUGGGCUCCCGAUGGAGAGGUGUUUGCCAUGGGCUCCUUCAACACACUACGACUUUGUGAUAAAACUGGAUGGUCCUAUGCCUUGGAGAAGCCCAACACUGGAAGUGUGUUUAGCCUGGCCUGGUCUGCAGAUGGCACCCAAAUGGCUGGUUCCUGUGGUAAUGGACAUGUCAUCUUUGCUCACAUUGUGGAGCAGCACUGGGAGUGGAAGAAUUUUGUGAUCACCCUCACCAAGAGAAGAACCAUGCAGGUGCUAAAUGUGAUCGAUGAGGCAGUGGAUGUGUUAGAGUUCAGGGAUCGGGUCAUAAAAGCCUCACUGGCAUUUGGGCAUCUUGUCGUUGCCACCUCACUCCAGUGCUAUGUUUACAGUUCAAAAAACUGGAAUACUCCUCUCAUCUUUGACCUGAAAGAGGGAAAUGUCAGCCUUAUUGUUCAAACAGAGAAACAUUUUCUGCUUGUGGAUGGAGCGGGCUUGUAUAUAUUCUCAUAUGAGGGUCGACUUAUAUGUUCUCCAAAAUUUCCUGGGAUGAGGGCUGAUAUUCUCAAUGCUCAAGGCAUCUCUCUUAGCAACGACACAAUUGCUCUUCGAGAUAAAAGUGAUGAGAAAGUCAUAUAUCUCUUUGAUGCCCUGACGGGGAAAGCCUUUGGUGAUGGUAAACCAUUGACUCAUAAGAUGGAGGUGGUGGAUGUUGCCCUGGACCAGUGCGGCCCCUUGAAGGAGCGCAAAAUCGCUUUCAUAGACAAGAACCGUGACCUUUACCUGACCUCUGUACAUCAUGGACGACAACCCAAAAUUUGCAAAAUCGGUAGCAUGGUUCACUGUAUGCAAUGGAAUGAUUCUUCUAACAUCUUGUGCGGUAUUCAAGACAAUCAGUUUACGGUGUGGUACUACCCAAGUGUGGUGUUUGUUGAUAAGGACCUUUUACCGCACACACUUUAUGUUAAAGAUGGAAGUGAGUUUGCCCGGACACCACAUAUUUUGAGCUAUGUGGGCACCAAGGUGACAUUGCGCCAAGGGGAUGGUUCUUUGGUGUACAGCACUGUUACACCUUAUCCAGCCAUUCUCCAUGACUACAGCUCCUCUUCUCGCUGGGAGGAUGCACUGCACUUGUGUCGCUUCGCCAAAGACCAGUCUUUGUGGGCAUGUCUUGCUGGAAUGACUAUGGCUAGUAAAGAGUUAACAACGGCGGAGAUGGCCUAUGCUGCUAUUGGAGAGUUACCUCGUGUGCAGUACAUUCACUUCAUAAAGGAGCAGGCAUCUAAAGAGUCCUCUCUUGCCCAUAUGCUGCUGUUCAGUGGUCAGGUCCAGGAGGCUGAAGCAGUUCUGUUACAAGCCGGGCUUAUUUAUCAGGCUAUACAGAUCAACAUUGACCUGUUCAACUGGGAAAGGGCACUGGAACUAGCAGUCAAACACAAGACCCAUGUGGACACUGUGCUGGCAUUCAGAGAGAAGUUUCUCCAGAAGUUUGGCAGAAAAGAAUCUAACAAGAGAUUUCUUCAGUACGCAGAAGGGGUUGAAGUGGACUGGGAGAAAAUCCAAGUGAAGAUUGAGAUGGAGUUAUCCAAAGAGCGUGAGAGGGCAGCUAAUGCAUCUGUCAGAGGCAGCAUGGCCUCACGUCGAUAAUGUUUGUGGGACCUCAGCAUAAACUGUGUAAAGCUGUGUGUCUCUGAAGGUUUGUUGAUAUUCAAGUUUGGCACUGGGUCAUAUAUAGACUGGUGAGAGAUUUAGCCACUUAGAAGCAGCUGAUGAACAGAGCAGUAAGGGUAACCAAGCUUCUCAGAGAAUACUGUAUAAUGAGUAAUGUAAUGUAAUGAGUUCUAACCCUGAAUGUCAUUGAAAAGGAAAAGUACCAUUUCUGCAUCCUCAAAGGGCAUAUGACAUGGUUUCAGAUUUUCAAAUUGCAACUGUUUGGUGGUAUAAUACAUGGGGAAAAAUGUUAACAUAAUUGUAAACCAGGCAAGUGGUAGUUUGUGAAGAACAGCUGAAUUAUUCAGCAAGUACAGCUGAGUUCUAAAAUGCUGAUCAGUAAAUAACAAAAUGAUCCAUUCCAUUUUCUUCCGCUUAUCCGGGGUCGGAAAAUGAGCCAAGUUAGGUAAAAUAUACGUGCAGAAAAAACUGUUAUGUUACUUUUGCUAAAUCUUGAUUAUAAUAAUGUUAACUACGUUUUAGUGAAAUUAGUAGUCUAACCUGUCAUAUGCACUUUAAGGCCUUUUGUCACAAGUCAGAAUGUGUAUGUAAACAUGUCCUUUUUUAUUUUUAUUAGUUGUGUUGAUUGUUUGUUUUUGAUUUUCUGAAAGUGUUAUGUAAAAAUCUUUUUUUUUUUUCCACAUAUUUUUGCACCCUGCGUGUACAUAAAAAUACUAACUGAUAGAUUCUAAACAACACAACAACAAAAUAUAUUUUUUUUAUACAGUGUGUGAAUAUAAUGAUUUCAUGCUCAGUUCUUAUUUCAAGCUGUCCCUUAACCCACAGCUCCACCCCAUGGUUGGCUAUAGGCCAGCGCAUGUAAGACCAAUGUGGCACUUCUCUAAAUCAUGUGACCAAAGAAAGCGCUCAAAAGAUUUGCAGUUAUCCACACAGAAGCAAAACCUUAUAGGUUUUACUUCACUUCACCUGAGGUGAGGUGAAGGUGGACCAAGUGUUUCUUUUUCUGAGGAUUUUGUGGGUGGUAUAAAACAACAGCAAUGCCUCAGUCACUUUUAGAAAGGCCUCCUGAUUGCUCACUGUUAAUUUAUGAGCACUCUCAGGACAUGUGGGCUCAGGUUUCACAAUUAGUGGCUACACUAACUACAAUAUUCAUAAUUUACCUUUGUGGCUGCUGCUAACUCUUCUAUUAUGUGAGCAUUCUAGGGAAUCUUACCAAAAUUAAACCAUAUAAAUAAAUAAAUACAUUUAAAAUGUGUGUUGUUAAUAUUCAUUGUAAAAUGUCCUGACUCUUGCUUAUCAUUUUUAUUUUUACACUUUUAUUGGUACUUAUGAAUUAAUUGAUUGUUGCUUCAGCCAUUGCUUACAUAACAUUCAUUAAAGUUAAGUGUGCAAAGUUAA